AUGCUUGCCUUUUGUCCCUGGAAGACGCCUGCCAGUGCCACAAUGCUGUCAUCCGGUGACUUUGCAUCUGCGUCCUGGGAGCUAGUAGUCCGAGUUGACCACGCCAGUGAGAAGCAGCAGAAAGACGUGACGCUGCAAGUGUCUGGGGACCUGCAUGUCGGGGGAGUGAUGCUCAAACUGGCAGAGCAGAUGAACAUAGCCCAGGACUGGUCAGACUUUGCUCUGUGGUGGGAGCAGAAGCGUUGCUGGCUUCUGAAGACCCACUGGACCCUGGACAAGUGUGGGGUCCAGGCCGACGCCAAGCUCCUCUUCACCCCUCAGCAUAAAAUGCUUCGCCUUCGCCUACCCAAUGCCAAGACAGUGCGACUUCGAGUCAGCUUCUCAGCUGUGGUGUUUAAGGCUGUCGCUGAUAUCUGCAAAAUGCUAAAUAUUAGAAGACCAGAAGAACUUUCAUUAUUAAGGCCUUCUGGUGACUAUUCUAAGAAGAAAAAGAAAAAAGAAAAAAAUAAUAAAGAGCCAGUGAUUGAAGACAUCCUGGACUUGGAAAGCUCCUCAACAAGCUCAGGUUCCCCAGUAAGCCCUGGCUUGUACAGUAAGACCAUGACACCUACAUAUGACCCCAUCAAUGGGACACCAGCCUUAUCCACUAUGACUUGGUUUGGUGACAGCCCUUUGACGGAGCAAAACUGCAAUGUUCUGGCCUUCAGCCAACCUCCUCCACCACCGGAUGUGCUAGCCGACAUGUUCCAGCCUCGAUCUUUGGUUGACAAAGCCAAGAUGAAUGCAGGUUGGCUGGACUCAUCAAGAUCCCUUAUGGAACAAAACAUUCAAGAGGAUGAGCAGCUACUGCUGAGAUUUAAAUACUACACCUUCUUUGACUUGAAUCCUAAAUAUGACGCUGUACGAAUAAACCAACUCUACGAGCAAGCCAGGUGGGCUGUUCUCUUGGAGGAAAUCGACUGCACAGAAGAAGAGAUGCUGAUCUUUGCAGCCCUGCAGUACCACAUCAGCAAACUGUCGCUGCGUGCUGAGAUACAGGACUUUGCAGCCAAGUCCGAGGUUGAUGAAGUGGAAGCCGCCCUGACUAGUUUGGAAGUGACUCUCGAAGGAGGAAAGGCUGACAACGCUUUGGAGGACAUUACUGAUAUUCCUACACUUGCAGAUUACCUCAAAUUAUUUCGGCCCAAGAAGCUAAUGUUAAAAGCUUUCAAGCAAUACUGGUUUGUCUUUAAAGACACAUCUAUAGCCUACUUUAAAAAUAAGGAACUUGAACAAGGAGAGCCAAUAGAAAAACUAAACAUCAGAGGGUGUGAAAUUGUGCCAGAUGUAAAUGUAUCGGGGAGAAAAUUUGGAAUCAAGUUACUAAUCCCUGUUGCUGACGGUAUGAAUGAACUGUACUUGAGAUGUGACCAUGAAGAUCAAUACGCCCGGUGGAUGGCUGCCUGUAUCUUGGCAUCGAAGGGUAAAACCAUGGCAGACAGCUCCUACCAGCCAGAGGUCAUGAGCAUCCUUUCAUUCCUGAAGAUGAAAAACCGGAACUCUUCACCUUUGGUGGCUUCCAGCCUCGAGAGCAUGGAUGUGAAUCCGGAAUGUUUAGUAUCACCUCGCUGUGCAAAAAAGCACAAGUCUAAACAGCUGGCAGCCCGGAUCCUGGAAGCUCACCAUAACGUGGCUCAGAUGCCUCUGGUCGAAGCCAAACUGCAGUUCAUCCAGGCCUGGCAGUCCUUACCUGAGUUCGGCCUCACCUACUAUCUUGUCAGAUUUAAAGGAAUCAAGAAAGAUGACAUCCUGGGCGUUUCAUAUAACAGGUUGAUUAGAAUCGAUGCAGUCACUGGGAUUCCAAUUACAACAUGGAGAUUCGCCAAUAUGAGGCAGUGGAAAGUCAACUGGGAAAUCCGCCAGGUGGCAAUCGAGUUUGACCAGAAUGUCUCCAUCGCAUUCACCUGCCUAAGUGCAGAUUGCAAGAUUGUGCACGAGUACAUCGGUGGCUACAUUUUCUUGUCCACUCGAUCCAAGGACCAAAAUGAAACACUCGAUGAGGACCUCUUUCACAAACUGACUGGUGGUCAAGACUGAAGUGAAGCCGACCUACCUGGCCCACGUGGACUUCGGAGUCCUUCCUGGAUGGACAGAAUC
Acomys russatus (golden spiny mouse) is the source of this 2136-nucleotide messenger RNA. RefSeq names its product FERM domain containing kindlin 1 (gene Fermt1). Bases 1 to 2076 code for a protein of 691 amino acids. Gene Ontology annotation, molecular function: integrin binding. NCBI's taxonomy places the organism in Eukaryota, Metazoa, Chordata, Mammalia, Rodentia, Muridae. Gene Ontology annotation, cellular component: focal adhesion. Gene Ontology annotation, biological process: integrin-mediated signaling pathway; cell-matrix adhesion. The transcript is spliced from 14 exons. The record is from RefSeq and is a predicted model, not a curated record.